Balearica regulorum gibbericeps (East African grey crowned-crane) is the source of this 1155-nucleotide messenger RNA. NCBI's taxonomy places the organism in Eukaryota, Metazoa, Chordata, Aves, Gruiformes, Gruidae. The record is from RefSeq and is a predicted model, not a curated record.
GUGAUGGAUGUGGGCACACCGUUCUGGGCCCUGAAAGUGGAACUCUUGCUUCGAUAAACUACCCACAGACCUCUCCCAAUAGCACGGUCUGUGAAUGGGAAAUUCGUGUAAAGCCUGGGCAGCGAGUUCAGCUCAAAUUUGGCGAUUUUGAUAUUGAUGACUCAGAUUCCUGUCAUUCCAGUUACUUAAGAGUUCACAAUGGGAUUGGCCCCACCAGGACAGAGAUAGGAAAAUACUGCGGGUUUGGCUUUCAAAUGGAUGGUUUAAUUACUUCAAAAAGUAAUGAAGUCACAGUACAGUUCAUGAGUGGAACACACACUUCUGGACGUGGAUUUCUUGCAGCUUAUUCAACCACUGACAAAUCAGACCUAAUUACCUGUUUAGACAAUGCAAGUCACUUUUCCGAACCAGAAUUCAAUAAGUAUUGUCCAGCUGGAUGUGUGAUUCCUUUUGCUGAUGUUUCAGGCACUAUUCCCCAUGGAUACAGAGAUUCAUCAUCACUUUGUAUGGCUGGUGUUCAUGCAGGCGUUGUGUCAAAUACUCUGGGUGGCCAAAUUAAUGUUGUAAUCAGCAAGGGCAUUCCGUACUAUGAAGGCUCCCUGGCUAACAAUGUCACCUCAAAAGUGGGACCGUUAUCUACAAGUCUCUUCACAUUUAAGACGAGCGGUUGCUAUGGGACACUGGGCAUGGAAUCUGGGGUCAUCCCUGAUUCCCUGAUCACGGCAUCAUCUAUUCUUGAGUGGUCUGACCAAACAGGACAAGUGAACAUUUGGAAACCUGAAAAUGCCAGACUCAAAAGGGUUGGUCCUCCUUGGGCUGCUUUUGUCAGUGAUGAACGUCAGUGGUUGCAGAUUGACUUGAAUAAAGAAAAGAGAGUAACAGGUAUUAUAACUACUGGAUCAACCUUAGCAGAGUACUACUAUUAUGUCUCAGCCUACAGAAUUUUAUACAGUGAUGAUGCCCAGAAAUGGACAGUAUACAGAGAACCUGGCAUGGAUAAAGAUAAGAUAUUUCAAGGGAACACUGAAUUGUACCAGGAAGUUCGCAAUAAUUUCAUUCCACCUAUUGUUGCACGCUUUUUUAGGAUUAACCCCUUAAAAUGGCACCAGAAAAUUGCAAUGAAAGUAGAAUUGCUAGGCUGUCAGUUUAGUAUAG